Candida albicans SC5314 is the source of this 807-nucleotide messenger RNA. RefSeq names its product Tim21p (gene TIM21). The transcript has a single exon. The coding region runs from base 1 to 807 and encodes 268 amino acids. Gene Ontology annotation, biological process: protein import into mitochondrial matrix. Gene Ontology annotation, cellular component: TIM23 mitochondrial import inner membrane translocase complex. The record is from RefSeq and is a predicted model, not a curated record. NCBI's taxonomy places the organism in Eukaryota, Fungi, Ascomycota, Pichiomycetes, Serinales, Debaryomycetaceae.
AUGCAUAUGAUUCAACGAGUUUCAAGUAUUGGAUUAAGAACAUUAAGAUCAUCAAAUAUUGGUUCAAUUAGAUCUUUAAUUGUUCUUCCGAUAUUAUCUAUCAAACCAACAUACAUUAGACAAACACAAGCGCAAAUCAACUUGAAACCACAAGCAUUAUUGUUAAAUCUUCUUCUUCAUCAUCAUCAUCAUCAUCAUCAUUACUAUUCUACAAAAACAGCUCCACCUCCACCUCCACCUCCACAACCACCACAAGAUAAAAAUGCUAAAGGAAAAAAAAUUCUUAAUAGAAUAAAUAGAGCAUUUACAUUUUCUUUAUCUACUUUAUUAGUUGUUGGAGCAGCAGGAAUUUCCGUAUUAGUUGUAUCAUUAAUAUUAUCAGAAUUAUUUUUACCAUCAGGAGAUACUAGAACAUUCAAUAAGGCAGUUAAAUUAAUUGAAAAAAAUGAACAAGCACAAAAAGCUCUUAAUUUCCAACUGGGUCAAAGAUUAAAAGCUUAUGGAAUAGUAUCAGCUGAUAAAUGGGUUCGUAAUCGACCAGUUCAAAGUGUUAAAACGAAAAGAAAAGAUGGUAAAGAUCAUUUAAUUAUGAAAUUUCAAGUUGAAUCGGAUAAUGGGAAAUAUGGAGUUGUUUCAUUAGAACAAAUUGAUAAUUCUAUGUGGAAUACUGAAUUUGAAUAUAUUUCAUUAGAUGUUCCUGGGUUUAAAAGAAUUUAUAUUAUUGAACCACCGAAAAAUCAAUUGAUUCCGAAAAUUGGUGGUGGUUCAGGAUUUUUAGGACUUAAUUGGGGUCCCAAAAAGGAUUAA